Molecule: messenger RNA, 1345 nt
Organism: Helicoverpa zea (corn earworm)
Lineage: Eukaryota; Metazoa; Arthropoda; Insecta; Lepidoptera; Noctuidae
Product: phosphoglycolate phosphatase 2-like
Exons: 6
Coding region: 129-1025 (298 amino acids)
Cellular component (GO): cytoplasm
Molecular function (GO): phosphatase activity
Source: RefSeq, a predicted model, not a curated record
CGAUCGGACCGUCAAUUUAUAUUUACGUGCCGUCUGACGCAAGCGCAGUGAGUUACGCGACGAGGUUAUAAACGCACGUGUGCUCAAAAAUACCGAAUAUAAACAGUGACUCGAUAUCAAAAUCGAUUAUGGAAUCGAUACCAGUGAAUUUACAGGAGUUGUCUCCGGAAGGAUUUAAGAAGUUCCUCGAUUCAUUCGAUCAUGUGUUCUCGGAUUGUGAUGGAGUUAUAUGGAGUAAAGACCCAUUUCCUGAUGCUGGCAAAUUCUUCACUUUAAUGAAGAAACAUGGGAAGACUGUGCACUUCGUAUCUAACAAUAGUCUAAGAAGCAAAGAGAAUUAUGAUGCGAGGUUCAAAGCUGCUGAAAUUGAGAAUGGAUACGACUACCUCACCAUACCAUCUAUUGCGAUAGCAGAAUACCUGAAGUCAGUAAACUUUAACAAGAAAGUAUUCAGCUCGAGUUGUUCACAGACUAAUUUCGUGUUGAAUUCAUAUGGAUUCGAAAUAAAAGAAGGGCCUGAUGUCGUACCAGAUUACUAUGAAGAAUUCGCCUCAUACUUGAAAGAUGAUCCAGAAAUUGGUGCUGUGGUGAUGGACUGUGAUUUCAAAGUGAACCUGCCGAAAGUGAACAAAGCUAUCACUUAUUUGAAAAGGCCAGACUGCUUGUUCCUUUGCGGGGCUACAGACAGACAUGUAUAUUUUAAGGGCGGAUAUAAACUUUUAGCAACGGGAGUAUUCUCUGAAAUGGUACACGAGGAGACAGGUCGGGAACCUGUGAUGCUGGGCAAGCCUGGCAAGGCUUUCGGACAGUUCGCCAUGAAGAGGGCGGGAGUCACUGAUCCUAGCAGAGUGCUGUUUAUUGGAGAUAUGAUCGACCAAGACAUCGCUCUAGGCAAAACUAUGGGCUUCAAAACCUUACUUGUCCUAACAAAUAUACCCAAAGAAGGAAUGCUAGCACAUAAGACUAUUAAGCCUGACUUCUAUGCCGACCAGCUCGGCAGUAUAGUGCCUUUAUUAAAUAAAUAAUUAAGAUUAAUGUAGUUUUUUUUAGUUUUUUAUAAAAAAAAAAUGCAAAAUUUUAUUUUUUCGUUACCACGGGUAGAAUUUUAUAUUUGAUGUCAAAAUCAGGAUAAGCAGUGAUAUUAAGUUAAAUAGCAAUUAAUGUACUUAAUAAUUAUUAAGUAUUUGUAAAACAUUUUUAUUUAUUUUUGAGACAUCCUGUACUUAUUAAACAAAAUAUAAUUUAUGUUUGUACUUACACAAUGUAAAUGCAUUGAAUGUUUACAAUUAAAUCAAACUUGGCUGUUAUAUUAUAUAAUUAUUUUUAUUACAUUUAAACAAAACUA